AUGGCGCCCACACGGCGCCUCAUACUGCUCCUUCUAUUCUUCGCAUGCAUCAUUACAGAUUCACUAGCACAAUCGGAGCCGGCCAAAGACAAAAAGCAAGGCCGCAAGAUGAGCGAUGUCGGUCCGUCGUUCAUGCGCAAACGCACGCAUCCAAUGAUCUUCUAUCGACCGCGGCAGCCGACGACAAUUCUAGCGCUGCUAUUCCUUUCAUGA
Molecule: messenger RNA, 213 nt
Organism: Caenorhabditis bovis
Lineage: Eukaryota; Metazoa; Nematoda; Chromadorea; Rhabditida; Rhabditidae
Source: the annotation of a GenBank genome assembly